Messenger RNA from Glossina fuscipes, 555 nucleotides. RefSeq lists its product as uncharacterized. The transcript has 3 exons. The record is from RefSeq and is a predicted model, not a curated record. Lineage: Eukaryota; Metazoa; Arthropoda; Insecta; Diptera; Glossinidae. Bases 1 to 555 code for a protein of 184 amino acids.
AUGUCGAAACUUAUGGAAAGAAUUCUUAUUUUUUUCGGUGUCAGCACAAUUUUGAUGCUCGAAGCUUGGGAAUUUUGUAAUAAGCCGGAGAUCGGAGAGAAAGUUUGCAGAGCGGGUAAAUCACAUUUCAUGUGCGGAGAGAUCCAAGCACAAGCUGGCAGAUGGGUAACGGUCGAAGUAAAAGCUCCGCCAAUGACUAGAAAAAUUAAGAGAUAUUUCCUGGAAUUUUUUAAUAGUCUUCGCAAUAACAUAUCCAGCGGAACAUAUACUCUUAGUAACGGUCAAACGUUUCCCAUUGCGGCACGUAUGCGCGAAGUAAUAUGGGAUAAUGAACUCGAGUUUAUGAUGCAAACGUGGGUAAGGGCGGGAAAAGAAUCAAAAUUGGAUUGCAUUGGAUCGCAACGUUUAAAUUUUGUUUACACAAAACUGUUCACGUCCCCUCAAAAAUACAAGCUACCCUUUUUCAAAAUAGUAGAUUUGACCUUAUUGGCAUAUACCAAAAACAUGGAUGGCAUAUCCAAUACAAAAGAAGUGCAAAGUUACGGAACUGCGUAA